AACAUUUUUUCUAUACACAUUUUUUAAAUGCUUGAUUAUCAUUUUUCAAAUACAAGAUUAACAUUUUCUCAAUACAUGGUCACCAUUCUUUUUCUAUUUUCACAAAAAACUUAAAUGCUUGAUUAACAUUUUCUUAAUACAUGGUCAACUUUUUCUCUAUACACAUUUAACAUUUUCCAAACGCUUGAUUAACAUUUUCGAACCCUUGUUCAACAUUUCUUUUAAAUGCCUGAUUAACAUUUCUGUAUACAUGAUCAAACAUUUUUAUCAUUUUAAUACAUGGUCAACAUUAUUACCAUACACAUUUAACAAUUUCCAAUUCUUGAUUAAUAAUUUUUAAAUACUUGUUCAACAUUUUUUUCAAAUGCAUAAUGAUGACAUUGUUCAAAAGUGGCAUCACAAGUUUCAGGGAGUAGAAAAUAGAUUAAUCAAUGAAACCGCGCGAACUUUGUGAUGCUAUUGUGUUAUAUCAACUACUUUCUCCGUCUCAUAAUAUAAGAGUGUUUUUCACAUUAGUAUAUAGUGGAAAAACGCUCUUAUAUUAUGGGACGAAGGGAGUAUGUGUUUGUUAUGUCAUACUGAGCACCAAAUUCACUAUAUAUAUAUCUAUACCAAUAUAAAAAGACCUAAAGGGGCAGAUCCAAAUAAUCUUGGCCAUUAAAUCAUGUCAAUCCAAUGACAUAGACUGCUUCACUGUCGAGCACUUAAUACGUUUAGCAUGCAGUUAAUUGCAUGCCAAAUAUAGUGCUAAUCACAUAAUAACACGCAAAUAAUAUCCUACUUAAUAUCCGAAUGCACUUAAUAUACUUCCAAAUUAACGCGCAUUACACAUACACAUUAACUAAUCACAUAAUCAAAGAAAUUAACACACAAAUAAUAGCAUACCUAAUAUCCACGUGUAAAUAAUAAAACAAUAUAAUGCUUAAAUAUUAACCUGUGUUGCACGUGCACAUUUAGUAGAACAUGGGAAUACAGUAACAGUAAGCUCACUAGACGGAAGCCCGUCACGGCCAUGUGAAUAGGAUCCUCCUCGUACUGCUCCUCUCCUGCCCUGCCCUGAGCAGUAUCAUCCGUCGUCGUCGCCGGGCGGCGCAGCAGCCGGCGGCCGAGGGGAGACCGAGAUUUCCUCUUUGGAGGCGCCGAAUGCGGCUCGAUGGGGUUUCCAACACAUAAAUAGUUUGCUAGCAUGCAGACAAGUGUCCAGUAGCCUUUGCGCCAUUUGAGGCGUAAUGGAGAUAGUUUUUCUCAUGUUGUUGGUUCUUUCUCUGCUCCUUUUCCCUAAUGGCAUCUGCAAGAGUUUAGCCACAGGGCCUCCUGUUGUGAAUAUUGGGUCUAUUCUUCAAUUUGACUCCACCACCGGAGGUGUUGCGGCAGUUGCCAUCCAUACAGCCUUGGAAGAUAUCAACUCCGAUCCAACAGUUCUAAAUGGAACUACACUAAAGGUUCAAAUGAAGGAUACAAAUUGCUUUGAUGGUUUCCUUGGCAUGGUUCAAGCUUUGCAGUUCAUGGAGACUGAUGUUAUUGCACUCAUUGGCCCUCAGUGCUCUACUAUUUCUCAUAUGAUUUCAUAUGUAGCAAAUGAGCUUCAAGUCCCUUUAAUGUCCUUUGCUUCUGAUGCAACUCUUUCAUCGAUACAGUUCCCGUUCUUUGUCAGGACGGGUCCCAGUGAUCUCUAUCAAAUGGCGGCUGUGGCAGAAGUUGUUGACUACAACCACUGGAAGAUAGUGACUGCCAUAUACAUUGAUAAUGUUUAUGGUAGAAAUGGCAUUGCUGCUUUGGAUGAUGCACUCACUUUAAAGCGCUGCAAAAUAUCCUACAAGGUUGGGUUUCCUUCCAACGCUAAAAGGAGUGACCUCAUAAAUUUGUUGGUUAGUGUCAGUUAUAUGGAGCCUCGUGUUAUUGUUCUCCAUACUGGAGCUGAACCUGGACUCAAGCUUUUCUCUGUGGCAAACCAACUGAACAUGAUGGGCAACGGCUAUGUGUGGAUUGCAACUGACUGGCUGUCUGCAUAUCUUGAUGCUAAUUCAUCAGUUCCUGCUGAGACUAUAUCUGGCCUGCAAGGUGUUCUUACUUUACGGCCACAUAUUCCCAACUCAAAGAUGAAGAGUAAUUUGGUCUCCAAAUGGGGCACGCAAAGUAAAAAGUACAACUACAGUGAUCUUCGUGUAAAUACGUAUGGUUUUUAUGUUUAUGAUAGUGUCUGGGCAGUAGCUCGGGCUCUGGAUGCCUUCUUUGAUGAUGGUGGUAGGAUUUCCUUUUCAAAUGACUUGCAUGAUGGAAUUGGAGGAACUCUUCACCUUGAAGCAAUGAGCAUUUUUGACAUGGGAAGCAAAUUACUGGAGAAGAUUAGAAAGGUAAACUUCAGUGGGAUAUCUGGGCAAGUGCAAUUCGAUGCUGUAGGCAACCUCAUUCACCCUGCGUAUGACAUCAUAAAUGUCAUCGGAAAUGGCAUGCGGACCAUUGGUUUUUGGUCAAACUAUUCUGGCUUGUUGUCGACUGUCUCUCCAGAGGCUCUAUAUUCAAAGCCUCCUAAUAUUUCUCUCGCCGAUCAGCAUCUCUAUGAUGUUAUUUGGCCUGGGGAAACUGCACAGAGGCCUCGAGGAUGGGUCUUUCCUUCUAAUGCCAAGCAGUUGAAAAUUGGUGUUCCCAACAGAUUUAGCUUCAAAGAGAUCGUCACGGUAGACAAUGCUACUGGGUCAAUGAAGGGUUAUUGCAUCGAUGUCUUUACUCAGGCAUUGGCUUUGCUUCCUUAUCCUGUUAGUUACAAGUUUGUACCUUUUGGGAAUGGUACUGAAAAUCCUAAUUAUGACAAACUCGUACAGAUGAUUGAAUCAAAUGAGUUUGAUGCAGCUAUAGGGGAUAUUGCAAUUACAAUGAGGCGGACAGUAACUUUUGAUUUCACCCAGCCAUUUAUUGAAACAGGCUUGGUUAUCUUGGCUCCGGUUAAAGAGCAUAUAACAUCGUCCUGGGCAUUCUUGCAGCCAUUUAGUUUGGAGAUGUGGUGUGUUACAGGGCUGUUCUUUCUUAUUGUGGGUGUGGUUAUUUGGGUUCUUGAACAUCGGAUCAAUGACGAUUUCCGUGGUUCAGUAUGUCAACAAAUAAUAACUAUUUUCUCGUUCAGCUUUUCAACUUUGUUCUUCGCACACAGAGAAAAUACUAUGAGUGCCUUAGGGCGUGGUGUCCUGAUCAUAUGGCUGUUUGUUGUUUUGAUAAUUGUAUCCAGCUAUACCGCGAGUCUUACUUCCAUCCUGACCGUGCAACAACUUGAUACUUCUAUAAAAGGAAUUGAUGACCUGAAAAAUAGCAAUGAUCCUAUUGGUUUCCAAGUUGGUUCUUUUGCACAAGACUACAUGGUCAAGGAGCUCAACAUCUCACGGUCAAGGCUAAGAGCUCUUGGUUCACCACAAGAAUACGCGGAAGCCCUCAAGAUAGGCCCUAAGGAAGGAGGUGUUAUGGCCAUUGUUGACGAGCGCCCCUAUGUUGAACUGUUUUUGUCAACCUACUGCAAGAUUGCGGUAGCUGGCACAGAUUUCACCAGCAGAGGAUGGGGCUUUGCAUUUCCAAGGGACUCCCCUUUGCAAGUAGACCUCUCCACCGCAAUCCUGUCUCUGUCAGAGAAUGGGGAGCUGCAGCGGAUCCAUUCCAAAUGGCUCAAUACAGGGGAGUGCACAACCGACAACAGCGAGUUUGUCGACUCGAACCAGCUCCGCCUUGAGAGCUUCCUUGGUCUGUUCCUAAUCUGUGGUGUGGCAUGUGUUCUCGCGCUGCUACUCUACUUUGGUAUCAUGCUAUGCAAAUACCUGAGGCAUGAACCGCGGAAGAGCCUCAGAAGAUUCAUCUCGUUCGUCCAUGGGAAGGAGCCGCCGAAGAACAUGGAGAGGCGAUCCAUGAGCCUGCCUGGAAGCUCGACGCCAACAACGCCGAUGGGCAGCCUUAGUUCCCUUGACAUGGAAAGGCCGGCCAGGCCAGUCAGAAACGGCAGCGUUAUUGAUAUGGAAAGCUAGUUCAUGUGUAGAAAGCUACGCGGUCGACUAACAUAGGUUCUGGUAGUCGGACAGCAGGGGUGUAUAGGGGGGUUCAAAAUACUUCUUAAGUACUCCCUCCGAUCCAAAUUAUUCCAAAGUUUAGGAAAUAAGAGAAGGAAGGAUUAAUAAGAAAUAAAAAUAUUGAAAUGCUCCUCCUGUCCUACAUAUAUUGUUUUUACCUUUUCAUGACUGUAUUUUGGGGGGAGUGUGGAUUUUCUACCGUGCACGGGACAUCCAUCAC
Messenger RNA from Aegilops tauschii subsp. strangulata, 4266 nucleotides. RefSeq names its product glutamate receptor 3.1-like. Gene Ontology annotation, cellular component: membrane. Lineage: Eukaryota; Viridiplantae; Streptophyta; Magnoliopsida; Poales; Poaceae. The record is from RefSeq and is a predicted model, not a curated record. Gene Ontology annotation, molecular function: ligand-gated monoatomic ion channel activity.